AAUUCACCCGAAGAGCGAGUGUUUUGGUGUUUAUAUGGAUGUGCAAAUAUGAUAUUUCCAUCCAGAACACUACAACUGAUUACUAAAUCUGGCCAGGUGCUUGUGAAACGGCAGCUUUGUUCUUCGCUCCUUGUUUCCCCCCGGAGGAAAUAAACAGGAACACAGAACCUUUCUCGCGGUUGCUGCCGGCUUCUGUUCGAACCUGGGCUGGAUGUUUCAGUGUUCGGGGAUAAAGAGAGAAACGAAAGGAUUCGGAAUACGAGGUGAGAAGAAAGGACGGCCUAGAAAGCCAUAUUUCUUCUCUGAGGAACUGAACCGAGAUGUGUUUGAACGACAUGAGGAAAUGUUCUGGUGAGACUGGACUCGUAGCGACUCUGAAAAUAAACACUGCCGUCGAAAAAUAACGGAUUACACACGAGGCUUGUGUGCUGUGAGGUCGAAAGGAACACUGUGUACUGUUUGGGCGCCCGUAAAGAAGGUUCUUGUGUGUUGAAUGAGAAUUUUUUAACGCACAUCUUUACUUGAUGCUGGAUUACAGAGUCGGGGCGUCGCUGAGGACAGUGCGCAUGCGCAGAUGGCCAACACGAGUGAUACCGGCGAAAGCAACAAGCCGUCGCUUCAGGACUAUGCCAUCACUGCUUCUGCUGUGAAACUGGCCUCUCUUGGUCUCAUUGCAGGGGUCAGCCUGUUGGGAAACAUGCUGAUCUCGCUGUUAGUGAUUAAAGAUCGGUCUCUUCACAAAGCACCGUAUUAUUUUCUGGUUGAUCUGUGCUUGGGGGACGUGGCGCGCUCAGGAUCGUGCUUCCCAUUCAUGAUGGCGUCUGUGGCACGCGGUUCGAUGUGGGCUUAUGGAGCGAUGAGCUGCAAAGCCGUGGCUUUUCUGUCCGCUCUGUUCUGCUUCCAUGCCGCCUUCAUGUUGUUUGGUGUGAGCGUUACGCGCUACAUGGCCAUCGCGCACCACCGAUUCUACGCCAAGCGCGUGACACCAUGGACGUGCGCCGCCGUCAUCGGCGUGUCGUGGAUUUUGGCAGCGGCCAUGGCCCUGCCGCCUGUGUUUGACAUGAACGCAUACAGGUUCAUGCACGAGGAAGAGCAGUGCACGUUUGAGCAACGCUACGCGAGGGCCAACGACACACUGGGAUUCACUCUGAUGUUGGCUGUGGUAGUAGGAGCCACGCAUGCGGUGUAUGUCAAGAUGCUGUGCUUUGUGUAUGACCACCGCAAGAUGAAGCCAGCUCAGUUAAUCCCAGCCGUCAGCCACAACUGGACUUUUCACGGGCCUGGGGCUACAGGUCAAGCAGCUGCUAACUGGAUCGCCGGAUUUGGACGUGGCCCGACACCGCCCACUCUAGUGGGCAUCAGGCAGGUAGCACAUGGCGCCAACAGAAGGCUGCUUGUCCUGGAUGAGUUCAAGAUGGAGAAGCGUAUUGGGAAAAUGUACUACAUGGUAACGCUGGCUUUCCUGCUGCUCUGGGCACCGUACAUCGUGUUAUGCUAUGCACAAGUAUUGGUGAAGGACAGUGGCAUGCCACGGGCAUACGUGAGUGCCGCAGUGUGGCUCACUUUCGCUCAGGCAGCCGCCAAUCCUCUCAUUUGCUUCGUUUUCAACAAGGAGCUCAGGACACGAUGCCGAGCCUGCUUCCCUUGCUGCUUGACUAGUCCUACCCAAACGCCCAUGGAGCCAUACUGUGUGAUCUAAAGAACAUUUCUGGUCUACACCUCUAUUUUUCUUCGAUUGAAAGAUUCUUAAUUUUGAUUCAUUUAAACCAAACCAAAACAAAGCUAUAAUGAACUUUUCUGACAAAAAACAGGUUUUCCGACAAUAAAUUACACAAAAGUUGAUUUGAGUAAGUAGUAAAUCUGUGUGUGUGUGUGUGUGUGUGUGUGGUUAUAGGAAAAUAAUCAACAAUCAGGCAGUAUGAUGCAUUACCACCCCUUGAUCACAUUACCUUUUCUGAUUAUUUUCCUAUAAUGGCACACCCUAAAAGUUUGUAUUCCUCUUAUACCAGAACAGUUUGACACGGAUUAUAAUUUUGAAUUUAAUACCCGAUGACAUACUUUGUGAACUGUUUAUAGGUUAUGGUUAAAUGGUGUAUAACAUCUGUGAGACAAGUUAGUUCCUAUAUCUAGUAUCACUUACAUUAUAGCAUCUACCCGUAUAAACAGUUGUUCCCUCACCAUCUACCGAGAACCAGAAAGUGUCCACUUUCCCGUAGCAGAAAAUCUGUUCUUAUGCACUGUUGCCCAAAACUCUUUCCGUAAGUGUGAAAUAAAUAUUUACUUGCUGCAGAAAGACACGGUUUUAAUCCGUUUAUUAUUAGACUUAAAUUAUGUGGAUUGUCCGCUGUACAAGUCCCUGUGAAUGAGCUGUUGCUAUAGAAACAACAGCAUGUUAGAAUGAGUGCAUUAAUAUAAACCUGUCAUUUGAAUUACAGCCAGCACUUUUAUCGGAACUGCUGUUAUAGAAAACUAAACACCUUCUGACAGAUCAGAUUCAAAAAUUCAACAGCGCUGUCGUAUAACUUGAAAUAAAAUGACGAAAGUAGUACAUCGGAGGGAAAAGGAAUCAUGUUUUUAAAAUACUAAUUAAAUAAGGUGUUUCCGUGUCUCCCUUUUAAACAUUGCUACGGUUUCGAACUAACAGUGGUGGGAUGACGAAACUGCUGUCCAUUAUAGCAACCUUUUUGUAGUUUGGUGUAUAUGUAUGAUCACCUCGUGUUCUCAAGACACCAUCUUUAUACGUAUUCACGACUGUAGUUUUAGUGCUUCUGGCUCACCAACCUAGUCACUGUGCUCACAGACUCAGACUUUUUAACAUCGAAUAUACAGUAUAUAGUAACAUAUUUUUGAUAUCUCCAAAUAGCAUCUGGCUGGUUAAUUUUAGGUAUCAGAAUAAUUAUUACUUCCGCUAAGUUUGUCGGACGAGGUUAUGUUUUCGCCUCCGUUUGUUUGUCUGUUCCCAAUGUAACUCAAAAAAUAGUGAACGGAUUUCGAUGAGAUUUAGAUGAAAGGUGGGCUAAGGAACAAUUUAUUUAGAUUUUGAUGCAAAUCCAGAUAUGUAUGCAGAUUCAGGAAUUUUUCGGGGGGAGUCUGUUCCCAACGUAUCUGAAAAAGUAGUGAAUGGGUUUUGAUGAAAUUUGGUGUACGGCUUUAGUAUUAUCCUGCGUUCAAGUGAUUUUGAUUUUGAUGUUAACACAUGGUUUGGUGAAGGUAUGCACUCUACUGAGUGCCCUUCUGGUAUAUAAGCAUGCUUGUAGGACAACUAAUGUGGAAAUCCCGCUCUGGUCAUUGGUACGCGAGUCUUGCUCCUCCACGAAAUCAUGGUGUGCCGAUCGCCGCUGAUGGAGAAUUCGUGCUCUGUGUGAGGCUUACAGCUAGUUCAAUGAACCCGGAACAGCAUGGGAAUGGUACGGAAUUCACAUCAAUUACGAGGAAUACAUGCUAAUUCUCGCUAAUUUCGGUGUUUUUAAAGAAGAAAGUCAAGACAUUGGGUUUUAUGCAGCCAAGUUUAUUCAAUAAACUUUUUUUUUUUUUUUACUUUUGGUAGCAUAUUUUGGGCGCUUGACCUUAAUUUGGGCGCCUACGACGUUAUCCGUCGCAGGUUUCAUGUAAUUGAAAAGCCUGGAUACGGGUAAAUAUCACCCAAAAGGUGGAAAGACAGGAUCGCCUUCUACACUUAACAGAAAUGGUUUCAUCCCACAUGGCUGAAUUUUUUUUUUUUUUGUUCGUUUUCCAAGGAUUCUUUGGAUAGAUACAUGUUCAGAGUUUCCUAAAGAGUUCUGCUUUCAACCCCCUUUGGUAAAGAUACACACGGAUGUAUGAUUGUACAUAGGACUUUUUUUCUAUGUCCCAGGGGGACAAACCAAAGAACCCCAGGGGAGUUCUAGAUUGAACUGUUUUUAAAGGUGUAAUAAAGACAUUCAUAUGUUUCCCAGCAAAACAUUUUGCUGUAAAUUCUGUAUAACUUAUUUCUAGUUCUUUUAUAUUUGCUAUGUAAUACACAGUAUUUGCAAAGACCUUGACAGAUUUCUUUUUCAUUGGGUGUGUCGAAAGCUUUUUUCCCUACAUGUGUCACAUGGACUUCAGUGUAUGGACGAAGCAACAUCCUUUCACCUUCCUGUUAUUUAUGUUAUUAAAAAAAAAACUUUUCUAUAAGGACUUGAACAAACUUUUAUUGGUGUUUUUGUUAAUAAAUACCAUGGAUUGGUUUUACAGAGACAUUUGCAUUGUCUG
Neoarius graeffei (lesser salmon catfish) is the source of this 4233-nucleotide messenger RNA. RefSeq names its product G protein-coupled receptor 27 (gene gpr27). The record is from RefSeq and is a predicted model, not a curated record. The transcript has a single exon. Bases 575 to 1699 code for a protein of 374 amino acids. Gene Ontology annotation, molecular function: G protein-coupled receptor activity. NCBI's taxonomy places the organism in Eukaryota, Metazoa, Chordata, Actinopteri, Siluriformes, Ariidae. Gene Ontology annotation, cellular component: plasma membrane. Gene Ontology annotation, biological process: G protein-coupled receptor signaling pathway.